Messenger RNA from Sardina pilchardus (European sardine), 1172 nucleotides. RefSeq names its product lymphocyte antigen 6D-like. The transcript is spliced from 3 exons. Gene Ontology annotation, biological process: sperm-egg recognition. The coding region runs from base 139 to 543 and encodes 134 amino acids. NCBI's taxonomy places the organism in Eukaryota, Metazoa, Chordata, Actinopteri, Clupeiformes, Clupeidae. Gene Ontology annotation, cellular component: membrane. The record is from RefSeq and is a predicted model, not a curated record.
ACUGAGCUUUCCAGUCUACAGCUCCUUGGCUUACAGUCUCUUCAGGCCUGCCAGUGAUCCAUCAGAGGAACAGCAGCUGCAACUUCUUCGUCUCUCUCUUUUAUCACUUCUCGAUCGCCAGAAAACCCAAGUGAGAAGAUGAAGACCCUGCUUUUUGGACUUGUUGGACUGGUUGCCUCCAUCUACUUGGCGGAGUCCCUCACCUGUAACAAGUGCAGCAUUGGUUUGGUGGGAUUUUGCAUCAUCUCUUCUGAAGAGACGUGCUCUGGAAACGACACCAGCUGCUUCACCGGAAGUGCAACGUUCCCCUCAAUCACUGGCUUUAGCGGCUUCAGUACCCAGGGGUGCCUAGAGGAUUCCAAAUGCAACAGCACCACCAACGGCACCAUCCUGGGCGCCACCUACCAGGUAUCUAGCACCUGCUGUGGCAGCGACAAAUGCAACCUUCUCGUAAAAAGUGCCGCCCCCUCCACCUACGUCUCCACCACCAUGGCCAUGGCUGCUGCACUAACCGCUUCUGUCUGGGGUUCUGGUAUUCUCUAACGAUUAGGAAGUGCCAGUCAACUGUGAACUACGCAACCCAGUGUGUAUGUCUGUAGAAACCAGUUUGACUUCUCUUGGGUCUUCAUUGUAUUUUCAGAAACCCACUUGAUUUGAUACUAUUUCACAUUUGACUUUGUUUUUCCCCACAUUUCUUGUAACUGAAUGCACCCUAUUGAUCUGAAACAAAGAGGUGAAGGAUGAUGUAAAUUCACACAUAUGAAGUGUCCAAGACACUCCAUGAACCUCUCAAAUGAUGUUUGCAACUAGGGAUGUCUUCUAUGACCCUGAUUUCACAUUGUUCUAUAUUUCACAGGGUGUACACUAGCCAUGUGUUAUGUCUUUUGUCUGAGAGUCUGCUCCAGGGCAUAACAUUCUUCCAGUGAUUUAUUGAAAACGGGUUUAAAAAAAAAAAGCAUUAAGAUGCCUCACUGCAAGUCAUGUGUUAAUCACAGAUCAAAUUUGGACAGUUCUGAUAUGAUGAAGGUUCAGAUCUGUUUGAAUGUAAUUGUGCUAAUGUCUCAUUUGGCUUAAAUUAUUAUUGUGUGUGUGAUUUUGAUUCUAUUUGUUUAAAUUGAACUUUUUGUAUUUUUUUUUUUUUUUUAAUUCAGAAUAAAAUAUUUUAUUACACA